Molecule: messenger RNA, 2838 nt
Organism: Diplodia corticola
Lineage: Eukaryota; Fungi; Ascomycota; Dothideomycetes; Botryosphaeriales; Botryosphaeriaceae
Exons: 3
Coding region: 1-2838 (945 amino acids)
Source: RefSeq, a predicted model, not a curated record
AUGCCCUCGAAACCCUCCUUCUGGUCCAAGUCGAACAAGUCGCAAGCUUCUGUGGGCAGUGCCACCGACUACGCGUCGUCGGCCUCUUCAGAACACCGCUUCAGACAGCCAGACGACGCGCAGCAGCGCAGCUAUCCCCCGCCGCCCACGCACUCGCUCCCGGGCUCCAAUCUGUCGCUGGACCGCCCCGUCACCGUCCCCGCCGCCGCCGACGUCCCCGCAACGCCCGUCGACCGCGCCAGCGCGCAGCCCUAUGCCCCAUACUCGCCGCAGCCCGACCGUAGCGUGAACUACGCUCCCGAAAAGAAGUCACUGCGCAGCAGACUCGGCCUGGGCUCGUCCUCCAAGGACAGCCACGAUUCGCAGCCCAAGGACAAGGGUCUCGGCAGACGCGUGUCGGUCAGAAAGAAGGAACUCCCCGUCCCGCGCCCGCAGAGCCUCGCCGAAGACCAACGCUAUUGGCAGCAGGGCAAGCAGCUAGCUCCAUCGCACGAGGUUGACGAGCAUAACCCGCACCUCGACCCGUUCCUGCAGGUGCAGCCCGACGAACGCUCGCCUGUGCCGCCCGCCAAAGACGCCUACUACGAACCCAACAACCCCACCAUUGGCCAGAGCCCAGACCCGAACGAGUACCGCCGUGCGUCGCUCGCCCGCGUCAACACCCAGCAAAGCUUCCAGCAGAGCCUGCGUGGCCGCAAUUCGGGCGAAUAUCAACACGGCCCCCACCUGCACGGCAACGGUGGCUUGAGCGCCCACAAUCCGCCCCCACCUCACUAUCAGCAGCCGUACACCCAGCAGCCUCAGGUACAGGCCAACCAAAAUCAGCUUCACCAAGCCUUGAUCCCGCAAUCCGCUGACGGCGUCGGCCCUCAGAGUCAGCACUCGCACGGAGGGGACUCUCAGCAAGCUCAGCAGGAAUACAUCAAGCAGCAAGCGGAUUUUCAGGCGUACCAGCGACUCCAACAGCAAGAGCAGCAGCAGCAGCAACAGCAGCAGCAACAGCAGCAGCAACAGCAUCAUCAUCAUCAUCAUCAUCAUCAUCAACAAAGUCUUUCUGGUUCUAGGCAGCAGCAGGAGCAGGAUCUUCAGUUCAUCCCGCCCGAGACGUCCGCUCCGCCGCAGCAACAGCAGUUUCAGCCGCAGCAGCCGGAAGCCUUCCGUACGCCCGUUGUUCGUGUCCCGGCUCAGGCGCCACCGCAGCGGCUUUCUCAGGAACAGCCAACGCCUCAGCUGCCUCAGCCCCCGCACCAGAUUUCCCCGUCCCCUGCUCCAAGCCACCAAAGUCAGAGCCAGACCCUGGCCCCGCAAGUAACCCAGGACUUUGUCGUUACCCCAAUACAGGAACCUCAACCGCAGCAGUCGACCGAGCAGAUGCCUCCGCCUUCGAGCAAACGCUCCCCCGACGCCCCCAAGGGUGGCCUGUCCUCCACAUCGAGGGAAAGUUCCAACCUUACGCCGCAACCAACUCCUAACCGUCAGACGUUUAGCGCGGAUGUCGUUCCUUCCGGAUCGCAGGACCAGCGUUUUAGAGGUAGCAAGAAUGGUGGCAAUGACAAUGAGAGUGGCCGUGGCACUCCGCCGCCCAAGCGUGCCGUCAGUGACAUGAGUGAUGAGGAGGUGGCACAACUGCAGAAAGACCAUGAAGUUUUGCGCGAAAAGUACCAAAAGGUCAAGCGGUACUUCUUCGAGCAGCAGUCCCAGGUCCAUUCGCUGCAGAACACUUUGGCUCACCAGCGUCUUUCUCAAUCGCGUACUUCUCUCGACGAUACCGAGUACAACGCACGAUUUGAGCGCCUUCAUGGUCUUGUCAAGCAAGCUGCCUUUGCCAUUCGGAAGAUCUGGAAGGAAAUCCCGCCCUGGUUGCAGACUGCUGUCAAUCAUGAUGCCGUAAAGGUUGGCACGCGUGAGAUGACUGCCGUCGGACGUGCUGUCAUCAGCAAAUGGCUGCUUGAUGAAGUCUUCAAUAAGUUUUUCCACCCCGAUCUUGACCAGCACCUCUCCAAACAGCUCAAGAGCUGCCACAUCAACAUCCGCAGACACGCUCCCUUAGCAAGUAAUACCGAGGAAGAGGAAGCACUCACGUCCAAGCUCAUAAACUGGCGACUCGCAACCACAGAGGGCUUCGCAGAGCAGCUUCGUGGACCGCAGGCAACGGCCAACCGCGAACUGUUGAUAAAGUCGCUCAACGAGUCCCUGACUGCCACUAUGGAGAUGUAUGUUGUGGACCCGAACCACGAGGACUUCCUAGAGCUGAAGGCGAAUGUUUCACCGAUAAUCGAACUCACCAUCAACAUCCUCUCGCACCUGCCGCUCGAGAGCCGCGAAAUCGCCAUCGAGCAUUAUCCACCCGGACACGGCAUCAUGGGCGAGCAAAUGACGGUCGAGAGCGGCAUCCCCCCUCUGGCCCAGCCCUGCGCGGACGGCGUCCUGCAGCAUCGCGACAGCGAGUCCGCGGAGCGCGCGAGCCUGGCCAGCGCAGCCAGCGACAUGAAGGACAUGACCGCAGGGGCCGUCGGCGUCGAGGACGAAUCGCAGCAGGGCUCGCCGCCGGGCCCCCAGCAGGAGACGACCAAGCGCUCGGGCGGCCGCGGCAUGUUCUCGAGCAUCAUGGGCGGCGGCGGCAAGAAGCUGCAGCAGAGCGAGGCCCGCCAGCGCGAGCGCGAGCAGCAGCUGGGCGCCGUCCGCACCGGCGACAACGGCGGCAGCAGCCAGGUCAGCCUGCAGUCGGGCCCGCCGAAGGAGGAGCUCCCGCCGCGGGUCCGCAUCGCGACCGGCUUGAGCGUGCGGAUCUACGGGAAGGGCGUGCUGUUCAAGUCUACGGUGUUCCCGACUGCUUAG